Messenger RNA from Aspergillus heteromorphus CBS 117.55, 1792 nucleotides. RefSeq names its product protein csn12 (gene csn12). Gene Ontology annotation, cellular component: transcription export complex 2. NCBI's taxonomy places the organism in Eukaryota, Fungi, Ascomycota, Eurotiomycetes, Eurotiales, Aspergillaceae. The transcript is spliced from 5 exons. Gene Ontology annotation, molecular function: RNA binding; double-stranded DNA binding. The record is from RefSeq and is a predicted model, not a curated record. Gene Ontology annotation, biological process: post-transcriptional tethering of RNA polymerase II gene DNA at nuclear periphery; transcription elongation by RNA polymerase II; poly(A)+ mRNA export from nucleus. The coding region runs from base 64 to 1428 and encodes 454 amino acids.
GUCUACACCCGUGGUGCCAACCACUCCCUCGAAUUGACCUCGAGCCACUUCCACUCAUCAGCCAUGUCCUCCAUCUUCAAUGAUUUUGCUGAAGGCCAGAGAACCGGCUCUGGCCACCGCCUCGCAGCAGCUCUCACCCCCGUCGCACCCGCGGAGAACCCCGAUCGCUUGAAGGCGUUCUUCUACUUUUCCAAUGCCACGCGCGUGGCCUCUGACCUGCGCUACUCCCUCUUCCAGGCCACGGGCAUAAGACUACCCAAACAGGAAACGAAUGCGUGGAUUGAAAUCUUCACGCCAUAUUGGAAAGCCGUGGGGGAGAUUGUCCGGUUCGAUGACGCCCCCUCACACGCCAGCUGGGUGAAGGUCUUUGAUGCCUGGAAGGAAACAACAAACAUGCUGAUCCGGGGAUAUUCAACGGGGGGGCUUCCAGCCUGGACGGUGCCGUGUCUAUAUGUUGUUGGGAGAUAUCUACGGGCCUUUGCCAUGAAGGCGGAUGCCGAGCUUUCUUCCCAAGACUCCGCCGCUUUUGGGGAUCGUUUCCAAGAUGACGCUUCCACGGAUUUCAGGAAUGCCAAGCUGGAGGAGGCUACACGGGUCAUAAACCGGAUGUUCACAUUGUGCCUCAGUGACAGGGCCUCAAUCGAGGAAUCGCGGAAGUGGGGAAUCUACGACACCACUAACCUGCUGUUCAAGUCAUACUUCAAGCUCAACUCUGUUGGUCUUUCUAAGAACCUGCUGCGCGCCCUCAAUGCCUCAUCUGCCGACCUCCCGAGUAUGGACGCUUUCCCAAAGUCGCAUAUUGUUACCUUCAAAUACUACAUCGGCGUUAUACAUUUCUUGGAUGAGAACUAUGCUGAGGCAGAGGAGCAUCUGUCUUAUGCGUGGAACAUGUGCCACCAGGCUGCAACCAAGAACAAAGAGCUAAUUCUCUCUUACCUCGUACCCUGCCACCUCGUUACGACGCACACGCUACCCAGCAAAGAGCUUCUUGCUUCGUUUCCUCGCUUGGAAAAGCUGUUCCGCCCAUUGUGCAACUGUAUCAGAAAGGGAGACCUUAGCGGGUUCGACACUGCGAUGACAGCCGCCGAGGAGGAGUUCGUCAAGAGGCGCAUAUACCUACCGCUGGAGAGAGGACGUGAUAUAGCCCUGAGGAACCUCUUCAGGAAGGUCUUCAUUGCCGGUGGAUUCGACGAACCCAAGGAAGGACAGCCUCUGAUUCGGCGCACACGGGUUCCCGUUGCCGAGUUUGCAGCGGCGUUAAGGGUCGGUACACACGCGGAAGAGGGAUCGCGGGUGGACAUUGACGAAGUUGAGUGUCUACUAGCGAAUCUGAUCUACAAGGGGCUGAUGAAAGGAUACAUUGCACGUGAACGCGGCAUGGUUGUGUUGAGUAAGGGUGGCACCGCUUUUCCAGGAACAGGUGUUUAAGCAUGGUACCCAGCUCUUAAAUCUCUGAUCUAAACAGCUGUCCUGAACAAGCCCGUUUAUCGCAGUGGUCUAUUUUCGAUAAACCAGCACUCAUGCGGCAGGUAUUGUGUGCUAGGAACUGGCCAUUGCAUUGCCGUACAUGAUCUGCAGCUCUCAGCUUGCGCUCCCAGCAUGGCAACGUCCCUUCCGAUGACCCCCGUACAACAGAUCUAGCCUUGACGGCUGUCUGCUACCCUCAGCUCUUAUACAUUCACAGCGAUGCAGAGACAUACUAUCCUGCACCGAAGACGGGUCGAGUGCAACAUCCCCCCUUUUAGACAUCAAGAUAGCCUGCUAUGAUAGACCAAUAAUCAACGUAUGAUUC